Molecule: messenger RNA, 249 nt
Organism: Beauveria bassiana ARSEF 2860
Lineage: Eukaryota; Fungi; Ascomycota; Sordariomycetes; Hypocreales; Cordycipitaceae
Exons: 1
Coding region: 1-249 (82 amino acids)
Source: RefSeq, a predicted model, not a curated record
AUGAAAGCCAACACCAUUGCCGCCAUCGUGGCCACCCUCGUGACGAGCGUCGCCGCUGCCCCCACCGAAAAGCGCGAUCUGCCCCUUCUUGGCGGCCAUUCUGGGAUUAUCAAGGGCGUCGGUCCUCUCCUUGACAGCGUUGAGAGCCUCAUUCCCGGUCUGGGUGGCUCCGGCAACGGGCAGGGGGAUGCCCCGGCUAGCAACAUCAUCGGCGGCCUCGGUCUCGGCGGUGCCAAGUCUCGUCUCUAA